AUGUCCGCCGUCGCCAUGGACAACUCGUCCAAGAAGGCGCCCUUGAGCCUGGAGCAUCACUUCUCCGAGGUCACCAAGAGGCGGGAGCCUAGCAAGAUGAAGGAGUAUUACAAGUACUUUGAGAUUCCUGGUAUUGGGAACAUAGCUGGAGGCCUUCCGCAUUCGAGCCUUUUCCCUUUCGAUACCCUCGAAGCGCAAGCGGCGAAGCCCGAAAGAUGGGAGCCUUCUCCGAUCCCCGAUGACGGCACCACGGGCACGGGCACGGGCACGGGCACGGGCACCACCACCACCACGCUCCCGAUCCGGAGCACCGCGGGCGCGGACCGGGAUAAAGGAAAGGAUGUCAAGGCGUCCCGGCACGUCACCGUCCCCGGCACCGCCGAUGACAGCGACCCGCUCCGACGCAUCGACGUCGCGACCGCUCUGCAGUACGGCACGGCCGAGGGGUAUCCGCCCCUGCGGUCCUUCGUCCGCCAAUUCACGCGGGACCACCUCCACCCGAACGUCCCGUACCUCGGCGGGCCCGAGGUGAUCCUCAGCUGCGGCGCGACCGAUGGCUUCGCCAAGACGCUGGAGCUCAUCACGAAUCCCUGGAGCCCCACCCGGGACGCGCUCGUGGAUCGCCCGGGUAUGCUGUGCGAGGUCUUUGUGUACAGCCAGGUCCUGUCGCAGGUGCUGCCGCGGGGGGUGCAGGUCGUGCCGGUCGAGAUGGACGACGGCGGUAUGAUUGCCAACGGACCUGGCGGUUUGGAGGAGGUUCUGGCCGGCUGGGAUGAGAAGAAUGGCAAGAGGCCGCAUUUCAUGUACAGUGUGACGAUGGGCCACAACCCGACGAGCGGAAUUGUGUCCGUUGAAAGACGCAAGGAGAUUUAUGCCAUCGCCAGCAAGUACGAUGUCAUCAUUGUCGAGGACGACCCGUACUGGUACUUGCAGUACCCUUCUGCGGUCGUGGGGGAGGCCAAGUCCCGAGGCCUGGAGGUUCCUCCUACGCCGACUUACAAGCCCAUCAAGUCUUCCGGCUACCAGUAUCUGGACUCGUUGACCCCUUCAUUCCUCAGCGUCGACACCGACGGCAGGGUCAUCCGCAUCGACACUUUUUCCAAGACCAUCGCGCCGGGAUGCCGCAUGGGCUGGAUCACGGCGCAGCCGGCCGUGAUUGAGCGUCUACUGAGACUCACCGAGGUCACCACGCAGCAGCCUUCCGGCUUCGUGCAAUCCACCGUGGCGGAGCUCAUCAUGGGCGAGCAGCCCGCCGCCGCCCGCUCCGCCUUCGCCGCCCUCACCUCGCGCCAGAAGCAGACCUUUGAGGGCUGGAAGAUGGAUGGCUGGGUCCGCUGGCUCUCUGGUCUCCGCGGCGUCUACGAGCGCCGCAUGAACCGCAUGUGCACCAUCCUCGACGAAGGCUCCAUCCAGCUGAAGCAGUCGACCCCGCGCAGCGCCGACGACGCCGACUGGGGCGUCGUGAGCAAGACGCAGCUGUACGAGUUCGCGUGGCCGCGGGGCGGCAUGUUCAUCUGGCUCAAGCUCCGCCUCGAGACGCACCCCUUGUGGAUGGCGACGGGCGGCGAGAAGAUUCCCCUACUCGACGGCGAGAGGCUGUCGACGGCGCUCAUGUUCCUUGCGACCAAGCAGCCGUACCGCGUACUUGUUACUCCUGGGCUCAUCUUUAGUGCUACGCCGGCGAUCCGGGCUGAGAGGGGAUGGGCUUACUACCGGCUGUGUUUUGCGGCCGAGACGGAGGAGAAUGUAGACCUGUGCGCCCAACGGUUGGCGGAUGCGAUUCAGAGGUUCUGGAGGAUCAAGAAGGUGGAGGAGAUUGAGGAAUUGCUUGGGGAUUUUUUCCUGGCUCAGGGUGAGGAAGAGGGACUUGAGGGGUUGGGCAACUUGGGUAGUCUGAUGGGAUGCUGA
Molecule: messenger RNA, 1908 nt
Organism: Colletotrichum orchidophilum
Lineage: Eukaryota; Fungi; Ascomycota; Sordariomycetes; Glomerellales; Glomerellaceae
Product: aromatic amino acid aminotransferase
Exons: 4
Coding region: 1-1908 (635 amino acids)
Biological process (GO): biosynthetic process
Molecular function (GO): pyridoxal phosphate binding; transaminase activity
Source: RefSeq, a predicted model, not a curated record